AGCUGAUGCUGGCGGUGGGCAGCCAUCAUGGCCGCUCCAUGCCCGGGUCUCCGGUCAACAUCAGCAGGAAGGACCGCGGCCUCCGACAGGUCGUCCUCAGCGCCGCCCACUUCUUCAACAACCAAUCAAAUGACGCCUUCCUCUUCAGACCCUCGGCCGUCCACAGAGCACAGCGGCAGAUCGUUAAGGGGAUUCGGUACCUGGUGGAUCUGGAGAUCUCCAGAACCGUCUGCCGUAAACGAGACAACAACAACCUGUCCAACUGUGACUUCCAGCCGGUCGGUCGUCUGCAUCAGACAUUUCAGUGUCACACUGAGGUCUGGGUGGUCCCCUGGCAGAACCAGACCAGGACUCUGCUGUUCCACUGUAGACCCUGAAACCACCAGCCGCCUCAGACCUUCAUCAUCCUCACCUGUGAUGGUCGGUGACACCCACCUGUCUGACCUGCUGCCCCCCCCUGUAAAACCUUCACACAGAAUAAAGUUUGUAUAUUUACUGAAACCUGAAUCUUUAAUCUCUGCUUGUGUUGAGUGCAGAGGAUGAACAGCAGCCAAAACACACAAACUGUUUAAAAACAUUUAACAAAAAUUUUAAUUUGUUUUUAUAAAAUUAUGACACAGAAAUGUUUAAAACGCAGGAAAUCAGCAUGUAAAGUCUCACAACAAUAAUGAUUUACAGAUGAAUGUGUGAGGUGAAAGA
Molecule: messenger RNA, 699 nt
Organism: Anarrhichthys ocellatus (wolf-eel)
Lineage: Eukaryota; Metazoa; Chordata; Actinopteri; Perciformes; Anarhichadidae
Product: cystatin-F-like
Exons: 3
Coding region: 6-377 (123 amino acids)
Biological process (GO): immune response; positive regulation of myelination; negative regulation of microglial cell activation
Cellular component (GO): endoplasmic reticulum; lysosome; Golgi apparatus
Molecular function (GO): cysteine-type endopeptidase inhibitor activity
Source: RefSeq, a predicted model, not a curated record